This is a messenger RNA of Dioscorea cayenensis subsp. rotundata (Guinea yam), 2355 nucleotides long. Its product is annotated as putative RNA polymerase II subunit B1 CTD phosphatase RPAP2 homolog. Lineage: Eukaryota; Viridiplantae; Streptophyta; Magnoliopsida; Dioscoreales; Dioscoreaceae. Gene Ontology annotation, cellular component: cytoplasm; nucleus. Bases 189 to 2135 code for a protein of 648 amino acids. The record is from RefSeq and is a predicted model, not a curated record. Gene Ontology annotation, molecular function: RNA polymerase II CTD heptapeptide repeat phosphatase activity; RNA polymerase core enzyme binding. The transcript has 7 exons.
AAGGUUUUUCCUUCCUAGGGUUUUCCUCUCUCUCUCUCGAUCUCGAGAUCUCGAGGUCUCGAUCCAAACGUCAUCAGAAUCGCCAGGGCGUUGCUGUUUACCCUCUAGAUGAGAUUUCUCUGCAAAUUUCGGUGGUGAUCUGAGAGGCGAAGUCUUGUACGUCUGGAUAUCUAAGGAUUCGAUCAGUGAUGGCGGUGCCCUCGCAUUCUGCUACCAUAGCUGAUGCUGUGCACCGGAUCCAGUUAGCAUUGCUUGAUGGCGCUGCCACCUCCGAGGGCCAGCUUCUUGCUGCCGGCACUCUCCUCUCUCAGCCGGAUUAUGAUGAUGUUGUUGUAGAACGGUCCUUGGCCCGACUGUGCGGUCAUCCUCUUUGCACCAAAGCUUUGUCCUCCACUGCUGACUCCCAGCGGCGUCGGGGUCGGUACCGGAUUGCACUCCGGGAGCACAAAGUGUAUGAUCUUGAGGAAACUUAUAAGUACUGCUCCCAAGCUUGCUUAGUUUCUAGCCGUGCAUUUGCAGAGAGCUUGGAGAGGGAGAGAGUGGGUGAUGUGAGCUUGAAGGUGGAUGGGGUUUUGAGGGUGUUUGGGUUGGGUAAAGAUGAGGACUUGCCUGCAGAAAAAGGGUUGGGGAUUGGGGAUUUGAAGAUUAAGGAGAAGGAGCAGGCUGGUAAUGGUGAUGUCUCCAUGGAAGAAUGGUUGGGACCAUCUGAUGCCAUUGAAGGCUAUGUUCCCCUGCGAGACAGAAAACAAGGGGCUAAAUAUAUGUCUGAAGAUGAAUCCACAAAGAUGGUGGAUGAUGCUGGUAAUGGUGAGAUGGGAUUUACAAGUUGUCUAAUCAUGGAGAACGAGUUAUCUGUGCCUCAAUCCGAUAAGUCUUCUGUACAUCAGCAAGAUAUUUCAAAUAUGAUUGCUAAACAAUUGGAAAAUCUGGCAAUUGAAGAGAAAAAUUCUCCCAGAGAAAGAACUUCUGGUAAAACUCGGAACAGAAAGGCAAUGAAAAAGGUUAACGCAUGCAAGGCUGAAGAGGAGAUUAAGAGGGCUGCAAUUGUUUGUGAACAGUCAAAAGCAACCCCUCCUAAUAAGCAUUCUGUUGUGCUUGAGGAUCUCUCAGAGCAGUUGGGUAAGGAGUUGGAAGAGAGGUUGCACUUGGAGAAGGAAACAGUGUCAAAUGGAGCUGUGUUGAAGUCUUCCUUGAAGAGUGGUGGAUCGAAGGAUGGAAAGACUGUUACUUGGGCAGAUGAAACUUAUAAAGCUCCAGAAAAGAAGGAUGCUGACCAUGGAGGCAGUAGCAAUGCACAAGUAUCACACGAUGAUGCUGAUGAGGAUUUGAGGCUUGCUUCUGCCGAGGCUUGUGCUGCUGCUUUAAUCAGGGCAGCUGAGACUGUUGCCUCAGGAACUUCAGAUGCCACAGAUGCCGCUUCUGAAGCUGGAAUCAUUAUCCUGCCACAACUGCAAAAUAAUGAAAAAGGGGGCAUCGAGGAAGAUGAGGAAAUGUUUGAACUUGAUCGAGGACGUGUUAAAUGGCCUACAAAGCCUGUGCUUCUUGAUACUGAUAUGUUUGAAGUUGAGGAUUCGUGGCAUGAUACUCCACCUGAGGGUUUUAAACUGACUUUGUCAUCAUUUGCAACGAUGUGGAUGGCACUUUUUGGAUGGAUAACAAGUUCUUCUAUAGCCUACAUUUAUGGGUUCAAUGAAAGUUCCCAUGAAGAUUUUCUUACUGUAAAUGGAAGGGAGUAUCCACGAAAGAUUAUCCUUCAAGAUGGCAAGUCUUCUGAGAUCAGACAAACUCUUGAUAUUUGUGUUGGUCGUGCCAUACCUGCGCUUGUUAUGGAUCUCAGAUUAUCAUUGCCAGUUUCCUCUCUAGAGAAAGCUGUGGGACAAUUACUUGAUACAAUGUCUCUCAUCGAGGCUGUGCCGGCCUUCAGAACAAAACAAUGGCAUGUGAUUGUUCUUUUAUUUCUUGAGGCCUUAUCUUUGCACAGGCUUCCAGCUCUUGCUCAGCAUAUGGCCAGCAGGAAUACACUAUUGCAUAAGGUGCUAAACCCUGCUAAGAUCACUUCAGAGGAAUACAAAACCAUGGUAGAUCUUAUAAUCCCUCUGGGUCGAGUGCCCCAAACAAACUCACAGACCCAAUGAUAGGCGAUGGCUUCAUACGAGAGGCUGAAACAGAUCAAUGUUCUUCGCGACUCUAUAUGUUAUUUACUUUUUCCCUAAAUGGACCAUGUACAUAUCCUUCUCAAAAUUCUACAUCAUCUUUGUAACAUGGACACAAAAAAUAAACAUAUGUGGUAUCACUGAAUUAUGUAUAUUAUUUUGGUUGAAGAGAAAGCAUUACAAGUUAGCAUUUAUUUGUUGA